Messenger RNA from Callorhinchus milii (elephant shark), 759 nucleotides. RefSeq names its product DPY30 domain containing 2 (gene dydc2). Bases 85 to 687 code for a protein of 200 amino acids. NCBI's taxonomy places the organism in Eukaryota, Metazoa, Chordata, Chondrichthyes, Chimaeriformes, Callorhinchidae. The transcript is spliced from 6 exons. The record is from RefSeq and is a predicted model, not a curated record. Gene Ontology annotation, cellular component: Set1C/COMPASS complex.
GGAACGCCCUGCGGUUGCCAGGAGACGGGGAGACGCUGAGCCGCCAACCACCAGCAUUGGAGUGGCGAGGGCCCUUGGAGGAAGAUGGAUUCGAACUACCUGAGGAGAGUGCUGGGCAAGUGCCUGGCAGAGGGCCUGGCAGAGGUGGCAGUCAAACGGCCCGCAGACCCCAUCGACUAUCUGGCGCACUGGCUCUACAAAUACAGGAUCAACCUCAACAUAGAGGAGAAGAGAAAGCUGGAGAAAGUGGAGUUGGAGAAAGAGCAGUCCACUUUAGAGCUGAAGAAAGCCUAUGAGGGAAUGUUGAAAGAUGAACAAGAGAGAAUCGAGGAGGCGCAUAAACAGAAGAUGCGUGAGGAGGAGGAGCGAAGGCAGCAGGAGGAGGAGAGGAGGAGGCAGGAGACAGAGGCAGCCCUGCUCGCUGCCCAGCUGGAACAAAUAGAGGCCGAGAGACUGCAGGCUGAACAGGACAAGCUGGAGGCCGAGAAAGCAGCUGACCUGCUGCUACUGCAGCAAGUGCAGAACUUGGACCUCAAAGAGCUGGAGCCCAUAGGCAGCAAGGAGAUGGCGGUCAUCCCUGACGAGGAGAAUCCUGAGCAAGUGCUGGAGGCCGAAGCUCUAGAAGGAAUGACAGAAUCUCAAGAGGUGAAGGCUGACGAGACAGAGGCCCCAGCCCCCGGGGACUGAGCCCCUCAUACAGUUAUCACAGCGACACAACACAGUUACAAACAUUCUUAUUAAACAUCGUUUUCAUUUUAA